This is a messenger RNA of Colletotrichum destructivum, 1167 nucleotides long. Its product is annotated as Putative asparaginase/glutaminase, L-asparaginase, asparaginase/glutaminase, active site 2. Gene Ontology annotation, molecular function: asparaginase activity. The record is from RefSeq and is a predicted model, not a curated record. NCBI's taxonomy places the organism in Eukaryota, Fungi, Ascomycota, Sordariomycetes, Glomerellales, Glomerellaceae. The transcript is spliced from 7 exons. Bases 1 to 1167 code for a protein of 388 amino acids.
AUGCUCCCUCAGUUCCUCACCGCCGCCCUGGCCUUGGCCACAGGUGCGCUCGCCUCGCCGACGCUGCGGUCCAACGAGACCAAGAACGACUGGGACCUCGACUGGAUCUCGACGGACCCGUCCCUCCCCAAAGUCAUCAUCUACAGCACCGGCGGCACGAUCCUCUCAGCCUCCAACUACAGCCGGCUCGACAACAUCGCGUACGGCGACGGCGACAACCCGACGGCCGAGGACCUCGUCGGGAACGUCACCGAGGUCCUGCGCGUCGCGCAGCUCGCCGUCGUGCCCUUCGCGCCCGCCCCCGGAGGCAGCGCGGGGGUCAAUUCGUCGCUGUACCUCAACGUCAGCCAGCACGCCAACCGGCAGCUCUGCGCCGAGGGCAGCGACGUCGCCGGCGCCGUCAUGCUGCACGGUACUGACACCCUCGAGGAGACGUCCUUCGGCGUCGACCUGACUUUCAACUGCUCCAAGCCGUUCGUGGCCACGGGGGCGAUGCGUCCCGACACCUACGUCUCGCCGGACGGCUACUCCAACAUCUACCAGGCGGUCGCUGCCGCCGCGUCGCCGUCCUCGCGCGACCGCGGCGCCCUCAUCGCCUUCAACGACAGGAUCACCUCGGUCUACUACUCGACUAAGCUCAACGCCAACACGCCCGACACGUUCAAGGCGCUCGAGCAGGGCAGCCUCGGGGCCUUCCUCGCGGGCCAGCCGUUCUACUUCUUCGGCGCCGCGUACCCGACCGGACGGCCCCACUUUGACGUGUCCGAUACGACGGAGCUGCCGGCCGUGGCCGUCGUCUACUGCCAUCAGGGCUUCGACGCCUCGUCGAUGCACGCCGCUGUCGCGAACGGCGCAAAAGGCCUCGUGAUCCUCGGACCCGGCGCGGCGUCCCUCAGCAACGAAGCCAAGGCCGCGGCCGCCGACCUCUUCGAGAAGGGGAUCCCGACCGUCGCCGCCCCGCGCCCGGCCUCGGGCGCCGCUGUCCCCCGUCCCGUCCUCGAGCCCGUCAUCUACUCAAGCUACCUCGGCGGCGAGCAGGCGCGCGUCAUGCUGCAGCUCGCUAUCAACGCCGGGUACGGCCUGGAGGCGAUCCGGGACCUGUUCGAGCACCCGCUGCGGAGCGCCGUAUACGAUAACCCCGCGAGCCGGGAGCUGUAUUACCCUUGA